Molecule: messenger RNA, 654 nt
Organism: Schistosoma haematobium
Lineage: Eukaryota; Metazoa; Platyhelminthes; Trematoda; Strigeidida; Schistosomatidae
Product: GLIPR1-like protein 1
Exons: 4
Coding region: 146-559 (137 amino acids)
Cellular component (GO): extracellular region
Source: RefSeq, a predicted model, not a curated record
AGCAAAUGAAUGUUAUUUUCAUCAUAAUGAUGUGAAUUUACCGCAUAAAUGAGAAUAUGUUGGUCAAAAUAUAGCAGGAUAUCAAACAAUUGAACAAGCAUUCGAUGCAUGGAAAGAUGAAUAUAAACAGUAUAAUUAUUAUUCAAUGAGUUGUUAUGGUGUUUGUGGACAUUAUACUCAAUUAGUAUGGCAAAAUACUACUCAUGUUGGUUGUGGUAUUACAAAUUGUACCGGGAAUUAUGGAUUUCCAUAUGGAUUAUCAGUUGUCUGUAAUUAUGGCCCAGGAGGAAACUAUGAAGGUCGUUAUCCUUACGAAGCAAAAUCACAAGAUGAAUGUUAUGCUGUAACUACUAGACGUCCUAAACCUACUAGACGUCCAAUUACUACUAAACGUCCUAAAACUACUAGACGUCCUGGAACCAUACCAACUCGUAAACCAGACAUAUCAAAACAAAUACCAAAACCAAACUGGCCUACACUUAUCAGUUCAUGGAGUGGAUUUGCCAAUUCAAAUAUGCUACAUGGAAUAGUAACAAAAACAUGUAUUUGUAUUCAGUGAAAAUUCAAAAUUACCCAAAACAUUUAAUGUCACUGUUCUGUGUAUUAACCAUAUUGUAUGUUUUAAAUGAAAAUAUAAACAUUAUUGAAAGAGAG